Messenger RNA from Hipposideros armiger (great roundleaf bat), 5044 nucleotides. It is a transcript of the gene NCS1, whose product is annotated as neuronal calcium sensor 1. The transcript is spliced from 7 exons. Bases 16 to 603 code for a protein of 195 amino acids. The record is from RefSeq and is a predicted model, not a curated record. Gene Ontology annotation, molecular function: calcium ion binding; calcium sensitive guanylate cyclase activator activity. Lineage: Eukaryota; Metazoa; Chordata; Mammalia; Chiroptera; Hipposideridae.
AUUGGGGGUGCAGGCAUGUGGGAGGAGCCAGCUGCCAGCCCCAUAUGGUGGCUCAGUGGAGAAGGUGGGGGAGGCGACAGUGCUUUGUGCGAGAGUGCAGCUUUGAGGACAUUGUUGGGGUACAAAGGCUUCAUCAAGGACUGCCCCAGCGGGCAGCUGGAUGCGGCCGGCUUCCAGAAGAUCUACAAGCAGUUCUUCCCAUUUGGAGACCCCACCAAGUUCGCCACAUUCGUUUUCAACGUCUUUGAUGAAAACAAGGACGGGAGGAUUGAGUUCUCUGAGUUCAUCCAGGCGCUGUCGGUGACCUCGAGGGGAACCCUGGACGAGAAGCUGCGGUGGGCCUUCAAGCUCUAUGACUUGGAUAACGAUGGCUACAUCACCAGGAAUGAGAUGCUGGAUAUUGUGGACGCCAUUUACCAGAUGGUGGGGAACACAGUGGAGCUCCCCGAGGAGGAGAACACCCCCGAGAAGAGGGUGGACCGGAUCUUUGCCAUGAUGGACAAGAACGCUGAUGGGAAGCUGACACUGCAGGAGUUCCAGGAGGGGUCCAAGGCAGACCCCUCCAUUGUGCAGGCGCUGUCCCUCUACGAUGGGCUGGUAUAGUCCAGGCCCAGAGCUGGGAUGCCUGGGAACUACUCACCUCCUCCCGUGCCAUGAGGCCACCUCAGCCCCGACACCACCCUCCUGUGUCUACCCAGCCUCUCUCCGCAUCCACACCCAGCCGGGCUGCCCUCCAAACGUGAGGCCCAGCCCUCCUCCCCCCUGCCCUGCACCCACCCGCUGCCUGAAGCCACUGGCUCCAAUUGCCAACAACCUCUGCUGUCUGGACAACAACACCACGAAAAGGAAAAGGCUUCAGCCCUCUGCAAAAACCAAGGACUCCGCUGCUUUGCAGGCAGCCUGGGUCUCUCCUGCUCUCCUGCGUGUGUGCUUUUGUUUUUUAUUUCAAACAGACAUUGAAAAAGAAAAAAAAAACACAAAACUACCUUCUGUUUUAGAAGAUUUGGACAGACAGAUGGGGACAAGGCCUCGGGGACCUCAGAGAACUCUGCCAGAGGUCACGGAAGUCAUGGCCUGAUCGCGGGUGGGCUUGGGUGUCGGGGGGGCUGCCUGAUUACGGUUAAAUGUUGCCCCAUCCUCAGGCAGCAAACCACUUGUGUGGCCGGGGGAUUGAUUAUAAUGAUGAUGAGUUUUGUGAUAACAGUAUUGUGCUUAUUGUGGGGAAAGUGAGGGUUUUUCUUUUAUACAUAUAUAACUGAUACCUUUUAUUUAUUGGUCGUUAACUGUUGCAGCUGCCUCUGUGUCCAAAGCUUCCAGGGAUGUGGGGCCCACUGUUUACAUGUGCAGCCCUCACCCACCUGCCCAUGCGCUUGGGACGAUGGCGGCCGGCAGUGGCCAAGAAGCCAAAAAACUUUUUUUUUCAGUUACUGUGCUUGAUGUUUGGAAAGGGGUAAGGUGGGUUUCUUAACUGGCUAAUGCACUGUUCCUUCCAGCCCAAAUGUCUCCUUCUUAAAUCCCUUUUCUCUGUUUCCUGUCCACACUUCCCUUGUCCUGUGUCCUCCUCUGGGUCCAUAACAUCUCUCCUGAGGACGCAAAGGGGACAUCUUUUGGUUUCUCAGCUCGUGCUUUGGUAGUUGUAGCAGCAUGGAGAACAUAGAGGCUUGUCCUGGGCCUAGGAGCCAGGAAGGAGGUUGGGUACAUAAGGAAAGAGUGGGGAGCUGGCCGAGGGGUGGGGGGUGGGAGGUGGGGAGGCGUCUUUGCAAGCAAGCGAGCAGAAGUCAAGGUCCCUUCUCCCUCCUUGGUGGGUUUUGAAAAUCGACUCUUAGUAUUCUCCCACCUGCUUGCCUGCCUUCCUGUCUGCCUUGUCCAGUAGCCACCAGCCUCCUCCCCUUCCCUGCACUCUCUUAGCCGAAUGCUGGGAGGGAGGGGGAGAGAAAGGUACUGGCCACCUGGUUCAGGUAACGGCCGCUCCUUGGGACCGUGAUCCACACGCGUUUGCAGGAAGCUUUUUGCUCUGCCUGCCCCAUAGAAGGUGGCCCCAGAACUGCCACCAGGAAAGUCAGCCGACCAUGGAACAGAGGCUAGGAGCCCAAGGCUGGCUGUGGCCCUGAGACUGUGGGCCAGCCCCUGCCCUCUCGGGGCCCCAGCUACCCCGUUGGCAGAGCCAGGAUGCCUGGCUGUUUGAUCUGGAAGGCCUCCUCCAUGCUGACACUGUGUAAUCCGGAGUCUGAGUUUCCUGCAUUUUGUGAUUCUGUGGUCUGUGGCUAAGUGUACCAGACCCCAGCAGACACGGGGGAGCGUCUGAAUCACUAUUUUGUCUCUUGGCACAAGUCUUCAGGGACAUGGCAGCCACUGGUCAUGGUGUGUGGGCUCAGAUGACACAUCUGUCCCUUCCUGUAGUACUUCCUGGUCCCUCCUGGACUUUUGAGCUAUCUUUUUUGGCCCGGAACUAGUCCUCAUCCAGAGAAAGCUUCUGGGGUGAGGAGCAGCCUCCCAGGCUGUGUAGGGCCAGGCGUGAGUCUAGAAUUCCUGCUGCUUCUUUGCAAAGCCUAUCACCGUUUGCUUACCCCACCCUAGUGCAGAAAAGCUGGGCCUUGGUUCCCGCUUUGAAUUGUCCUUGGUCUCCACUUUGCACUUUCCCAGGAGGCCAGAGCUUGUCCUGCUAAUUAGCCCUCAGGCAAUAGACCCUCGGCCAGAGGAUGCCCCCAUGAGAGUGGCUCUGCCAGUGUGAGGCUGCGGGUCUAUUCCUGUUGGCUAGAAUGUUCAGCCCACCCCAAAACUUCGCCCUUCUUGCAUUAACAGGCCCUUUGGCUGCACUGCGUCUCCACUGUAAGCCCCCAGAUCCUUUGGGGAUGGGAGCAGGAGUUCCAUUUUCACAGGUGACUUUGAAGGCUGGGCUCUUUGACGCCCCUGCGGUCACCUUCCUGCUUAGGCCACUGGCCAGGGGGUCCAGGACUCACCACCAAAUCCUUCACCUGGUUCUGACCUAGGACCCUAGGGAAGGAGAUGAACUUGGCGAUUGGAGUUUGCGGGGAGGAGAGUGGGGCCCUUCCCAGGUCGGAUUGCCUUUCUGGCCUGAGCCUCGGUUGCAUCUGUGGUCCAGUGGGAAGGACGCGGUUGUGCAGCCUGUCCUGGAGGCAUCACGGGAAAGGGACUGUGGCUGAGCGUCAUCCAGGAAUCAGCAUGUGGAGCCUUUCAGGUGACGCAUCCAUUCCUAGACAACUAGGGAGCAUCAAAGCACCAUCAUUCCGCCUUCUAGGGAGGUGGUUUGGCCUUUUGGUUUGGAGCAAUGGUUGCAGCUUUUGGCCUUAGUAGGUGAUACCAUGGACCCAUGCCUCAGGCACACCUUGGGUCCAUGCCCUGAACAGCUCAGAGCUGCCAGAAAGGCCACCCUUCUUCCUGGCAGCGGGCUGGACGCUGGCCAUUUGUACCCCAGGUUGCCAGGCAGAGACAGCUCUGGCCCCUUCUCUCACCAGGCCUCUGGCUGUGGCGCCAUUGGAACCCAGAGCAGCCUGGGGGUCCCACUUCCCGGCAUCCUUUUCCACCAGAGGCCCAGCUCCGUGAGAUGCUCCUCUCGGGACUCCGGAGCACCUGGAAGCCAGGCUCUUAGCCCCUCUGCCAAUCCUCGCUCCCGGGGCCCGGGAGCAGGGUCCAGCCCCUGGGCAGCUGGCUGUAGCAGCCCUGGCCUCUUCUCACAGCAGUUUCUCCCCACUCUGUGUUGCUGGUACUUAGGAGAAUGUCACGAGUUUGCAGUAUUUAACCAGGCAACGUGUAGAGAGGAACAUCAAUGCAAACGUAUGCAUUCCUCUUCCCCUGAAAUGCUUUUCAGUUUGACAGCCAACUUCCCAGACAAUAGACACACUUGGAUUUUCGGGGACAUCAUUUCUUUUCUCUGUGUGUAUGGGGGGAAGAGAUUGGGGUGUCUGGGUUCCCCCGCGAGAGGCAGCCUCUCCCUGGAGAAAGUCCCAUGCCGGGGGUGGAGGGCUACCGUGUUCCCACCGCAGCUUCAGCUUUUAAGGGAUCCAAGGGAAUGUGGGAGCGCCCCCUGGUGGCACUGAGCAACAAAGGCAUUUGGGGGACCCCCCCCCACCAAGAGGCCAAAGUGGUGAUUCCAGAGGGCGGGAGGCUACAGGUGGGAGCACAGAGGGGCCCUGAUCUCAUCCGGGCCCUGGGCCUCCAGCCCCACGUUAUUGCCAGCGUGUUUUCCAGAUGUUUCUCAUCUAGGUGUCCCCCAGGGAGAGCGAGUUGAUUAGCAUAAGAGCACUGUGAUGAGAAGCAUUGCCCCCCACUUUUUUUUAAUAUUUGCAGAAUAAACCCAAUGGUUGAUUUUUGAAUGAAUAAAAGGCUUUUGUUGAAUAAACAGCUGGUCCCAUCUCUGUCUUGGCAUCUAGGCUCAGGCUCUGCCUACUCCCUAGGACCGGGACAAGUGCAGAAGGCAGCUCCCCAGCCCGCACGCUGUACAUGGUCAUUUCCCCUAUGUUUGCAGUGGCCCAUGGCCCCAGGGAGGGCCACACACUCCUAGUCUGACUCAGAGACCAGCUUUCCUGGGACUCUGGGAAAGUCACUUCUGCUCGAUGGGCGUCAGUUUCUCCAUCCCUCAGGCGGAAGUGAGUCUGCUCAGCCCACCUCACAGGGGCGUCGUGGGGAGCAGACAUGAGCACAAUCAAAGCAUGUCGCAGAGGUGAAAGGCUAGUGCAGGGGUCUGAACUGUCGUGGUGCCCCCACAGGGAGCCUCAACUUUGGAAAGGAAUUUGGGUAACUCUUACCAGAAAAACAAAAACACAAAAAAAGGCAGUGCUUCCUGUCUGUGGUUGUUUUCUUUCUGUUUGCCUCCCCAGCCCCCUCUGAGCCUCUUUUUGGGGUGCUGUCCUGUCUGAACCUGCUGGUGUGUCUCUGGGAAGGGGCAGGCCCUUGCCCCGGUGGUGCGGCAGGCGCAGGGCGAGGCCCUGGGGCGGGCGGGCCACGUCGCAUGCCCAGGCCUCCUCGUGCUCCUCUGUAUGUCGUCCGUGUCACCAAUUAAACACGCUUCCUGACUUGUCCUUGC